Cuscuta epithymum is the source of this 1325-nucleotide messenger RNA. The record is from the annotation of a GenBank genome assembly. NCBI's taxonomy places the organism in Eukaryota, Viridiplantae, Streptophyta, Magnoliopsida, Solanales, Convolvulaceae.
CCCGAUUUCUCCUUCAUCUUUUGCUCCUUCAUAAACACCAUUCCUUUAUCAGUUUUUCCUAAUUACGAAAAAGAAACUCAUUUUCACACAACAAAAUCCCGCCCGCAAAAACGAAAGCAAAAAUGUGCAGAGGCUUUCAUCCGAACCGGCAAGACUGCGUAAAGAUGCAAGCUUUCUACAUCCACGUGUCCGUUUCCCCCACAGCCCGAAACUCCUUGCCCGAAUUCCUGACGCUGAAUUACCUCCCGCGCAUAGACGACAGCCCACUGGAGAUAAACGGGUCCAGGAUCCGAUCCGACGCGCCCGGGUUUGUGGCGCUCCACCGGGUCGUCUCUGCCGCCGCGGUGGUGACAGGGGCGGUUUACGGGAGCCGGGAGAGAGUCAGAGCCAGCGAAGGGGCGAGGUUCGAGCUAUACGCGGGAGAUUCCAGGCUGGUGAAGGGGAUUUUCAGGAAGGACUGGGAAGGGGAUUUCUGGAAAUUGGAGUGGGAGAGCUUGUUGUCCGAAGAAGAGGAAAACAGAGGUUUUCUGGGAAUCAGAGCGGCGGAGGUCUGCAUAUCGGUGGAGGGAGGCGCGGCGGAGUGGAUCACGGGGAAGGUGGAAAUGGCGCAUCCCCGGAGGCGGCACCGGCGGAGGUGUCAUCUGGGGCUGGAAGAAAUUCCUGAGCGAAGAGAAACAGAAACAGAGGUUGAGGGAAGUCGGGAUUGUUGCUGCUGCUGUGGGGAAGGGGAGGAGAUGGAGGGGGAGGACGGCGGAGAGUGCGACGCGGCGGCGGAGGGAGUGGGAUGGGCGGUGGAUGUGGGGAUAUGGAUGGUUUGUUUAGGUGUGGGGUAUUUGGUUAGCAGAGCUUCUCGAAAGAGUUUAAUGAGAAAGCUGAUGCCUUCAAAAGUUCAUUAAUAAGAAAUCUGAUUAAUUACUACUCCCUCCGUCCCCUUUUAAAAGUCCCGGAAGAUGGUGGCACGAGUUUUAAGAAAAGUGGGUUUGUGUGGUUGAUAUUAAUUGAUAAAGUAGGAAUAAAGUAAGAAUAAAGUAAGAAUGAUUUUGAACCACACAAACUUUACCAAAUGAGGUAUGAGACAUUUAAAUAGGGACAUCCCAAUAUGGUAAAAUGGAACAUUUAAUUGGGGACGGAGGGAGUAAUUAUUAAUCAGAUUGAGUGAUAGAGUGUAAUAUAGUUACAAAGAAUUAGAUCGUUUGGAAUACGUAUGAGCUGAGACCUUAGUAGUUGUGAUUUUGUGAAUUUGAUACUUCAAAGCUCUAAACAAAUUCUUUUGAAUCAAUAUUAAAGCGGUAUAAUCUUGGUUAAUUUUUUUUGGUAGGCGGAGC